Molecule: messenger RNA, 4942 nt
Organism: Callithrix jacchus (white-tufted-ear marmoset)
Lineage: Eukaryota; Metazoa; Chordata; Mammalia; Primates; Cebidae
Gene: GASK1B
Product: golgi associated kinase 1B
Cellular component (GO): Golgi apparatus
Source: RefSeq, a predicted model, not a curated record
UUUUGAAAGUCAUGAGACUGACAUUUCUGAGUCUGUUUGCAAACAGGACACUAGAGGGCCCCCAGGGGUUAAGAAUAAGGGGAAAGUUAUUUGAAUGAAAACUGAUUCUCUACGGCAUUUCUUUUUUCAGAAUUUAAAACUAAAGUUUAUUUUGUUAACUAUUGUUUUCAAAAGCCUUAUACCUCUUAAAACCAUGCAGCGAUGUGUUUACAAGUUUUGCUUUGCAAUCAGCAGUUUUCAAGGGAGCUUUUAAAGCUGAAGUGAAGUGUUUGAAAUGUGGAACACUCUUGACCAUGAAAUAUGUUCUACUUACAUGCCUCAGCCUUUAAAAGUUCUUUGCAUUAGAGUCAGGGAUUACAUUCUUCUUGGAGCCAAGCAUGGGGCCAGCUGUAAGCAAGCUACAUUUCUCCUUGGGGAGGCUGAUAGUUUAAAAGGUUUGUUGUGUCAGAAACAUUCUCAGCUUCAUCAUCAAUCCUUUCCUUCCACUUCUACCCACUGGAGACCACUUAGAUCCCGAAGCGGACGCGACAGCUGAAGUCAGGAAACCAUGCAUCACAAUAGCAGGAGCCAACUGCAGACUUUAAACUCCGUUCAACAUGUUGAUGCAGCAGAGAAAUGACCCGUCCAGACAAGCCAGGGCAGCUCAUAAACUGGUUCAUCUGCUCCCUGUGCCUCCCGCGGGUGCGUAAACUCUGGAGCAGCCGGCGUCCAAGGACCCGGAGAAACCUUCUGCUGGGCACUGCCUGCGCCAUCUACCUGGGCUUCCUGGUGAGCCAGGUGGGGAGGGCCUCUCUCCAGCACGGACAGGCGGCCGAGAAGGGGCCACAUCGCAGUCGCCACACCACCGAGGCACCCUUCCCUGAGAUACCUCUGGAUGGUACCCUGGCCCCUCCUGAGUUUCAGGGUAAUGGGACCACCCUGCAGCCCAAUGUGGUGUACAUUACCCUACGCUCCAAGCGCAGCAAGCCUGCCAAUAUUCGCGGCACCGUGAAGCCCAAGCGCAGGAAAAAGCACGCAGUGGCAUCGGCUGCCCCAGGGCUGGAGGCUUUGGUCGGACCAUCCCUUCAGGCGCAGGAAGCUGAUGCUGGAGCACCUGGGUAUGCUCAGGGAGGAAACCUGGCCAAGAUUGGAGAGCGACCCUGGAGGUUGGUGCGGGGUCCAGGAGUGCGAGCGGGGGGUCCAGACUUCCUGCAGCCCAAGGCCAGGGAGAGCAACAUUAGGAUCUACAGCGAGAGUGCCCCCUCCUGGCUGAGCAAAGAUGACAUCCAAAGAAUGCGACUCUUGGCGGACAGCGCAGUGGCAGGGCUCCGGCCGGUGUCCUCUAAGAGCGGUGCCCGCUUGCUGGUGCUGGAGGGGGGUGCACCUGGUGCUGUGCCCCGCUGCGGCCCUAGCCCCUGUGGGCUUCUCAAGCAGCCCUUGGACAUGAGUGAGGUGUUUGCCUUCCACCUAGACAGGAUCCUGGGACUCAACAGAACCCUGCCGUCUGUGAGCAGGAAAGCAGAGUUCAUCCAAGAUGGCCGCCCAUGCCCCGUCAUUCUCUGGGAUGCAUCUUUAUCUCCAGCAAGUAAUGACACCCAUUCUUCUGUUAAGCUCACCUGGGGAACUUAUCAGCAGUUGCUGAAGCAGAAGUGCUGGCAGAAUGGCCGAGUACCCAAACCUGAAUCGGGUUGUACUGAAAUACAUCAUCAUGAGUGGUCCAAGAUGGCACUCUUUGAUUUUUUGUUACAGAUUUAUAAUCGCUUAGAUACAAACUGCUGUGGCUUCAGACCUCGCAAGGAAGAUGCCUGUGUACAGAAAGGAUUGAGGCCAAAAUGUGACGACCAAGGUUCUGUGGCUCUAGCGCACAUUAUCCAGCGAAAGCAUGACCCAAGGCAUUUGGUUUUUAUAGACAACAAAGGCUUCUUUGACAGGAGUGAGGAUAACUUAAACUUCAAAUUGUUAGAAGGCAUCAAAGAAUUUCCCGCUUCUGCAGUUUCUGUUUUGAAGAGCCAGCACUUACGGCAGAAACUCCUUCAGUCUCUGUUUCUUGAUAAAGUGUAUUGGGAAAGUCAAGGAGGUAGACAAGGAAUUGAAAAGCUUAUUGAUGUGAUAGAGCAGAGAGCCAAAAUUCUAAUCACCUACAUCAAUGCGCACGGGGCCAAAGUAUUACCUAUGAAUGAAUGAAAAAAGAAUCUUCUGGCUAGGGUAUUAGAUAUAUUUAUGCAUUUUUGGUUUUGUUUUUAAAUCUAGUACAUUAACCUCAAGCCCAUUUAGCAAUGAGUCAAUGUAGAUGAAUACAUAAAAUAAAUGACUUUAACCAAAUAGCUAUAAUGGGACUGAGCACUGUAUGUAGAUUUUAAAAGGUUUUGAAAAACAUACUACUUGAGAAAUGUUUGUUUAUAUUUUUCUCUAACAUCAUGCUAUGUAUGAGUCUGAACAUCUGACAACAGAAUAGUUUUAAUUAUUAUUCUAGCUAAGUUUCGAAAACAUUUGCCAUGUUAAUAGAAAAGUGUAAACCACAGGUACUGACUCCAUUAAUAAACUAUAUUUUAUGCCAUUUUGACUGUUCUGAACAAAUGCUAAUGGGUAUGAUUCUUCUGUUACUGAUUGUUAACAUAGAGCAGUCUCUGCGCUACUCCAAGGAAACUCAACAUUGGAACACUGAGGCCCAUGGCCUGUGACAGCAUCAGAGCUGACCAUACAUUUAAAUAGAAAUGCUGGUUUAUUUGCAAAAUUACCAGUAUAUUUUCUAUCGUGUCUAUAAAUAAUCAGCCAUUUAAGUAACAGGAAUCGCAUUUUCCAUUCCUUUUAAAAAAUUUAUUUUGUUGCCAGUAUGGAAAUCAUUCACCUCUGACAGUUCAUAUAUUAAAGAGUUUUGCUCUCUCUGUUUCAGUCCAAUUUAUGUCUAGUGGCUGAGAAAUUAAAUAAUGCUAAAAUAUGAAGUUACCUACCUGAAAAUGUACUUAGAGAGUAUCAUUUUAAAAUAGACGUCUCUUUAAAAACUCAGUUACUUUUACAAAACAUGUUGUAUACUUUAUGUAUAUUUAUUAAUAAUAGUAGAUUUCUUAAAACUUGUUCUGUGUAAUUAUAUUGAAUUUGAUUUAAUGGCUACUGCCCAGAUAUUGAGAAUUGGUCUAGAUAUUGAGUGUGUUUCAAUAUAUUAUCUGGCUUAUUUCAACAUGUGUAAUAUGAACAAAAUAAGUUAAAACCUGCCUCUGAUCAACUUUCCUCAGUGAAGGCACAUGACUAGAACUAAAACAGUAAAUUGGGACAAUAUUAAGCCUCAAAUCAUCCUUUCCAAACUCCUUCUAACACAUUUUAAAUUAGAUUGGAAGACAUGGACAAGUAGGUUCACGUGUUCUGUCUUUAUGUCCUUUGCCAAUACCGAAGAUCAUCACGUAUGGCAGUUAUUCACACAGGUUUCAAAUUCAGGAUAGAUUACCAUUAUCCUCCUGCCCUUAUACAACCCACUCCAUAUUUAAAAGUUCAAUUUGUGACUUUCUCAUUUCCUGAAAGUUUAAAAAUACAAAUUGAGAAUGUUUACAAUACAUUCUGUCCUGUCUUUUCUCAGUACACCACAUUUUCUUUGUUCUGGUUAACUCAGUAUCUGUGUGAAAGAGAACUAUGAAUGACAUUACAAUAGAGGCAAGAUUUGAAAAAAAAACUAUAGCUCUAAUUGAUACAAGUGUAGGGCAAAAUGUCAAAAUAAUGUGUUAAGAUUAAGAGAAGAUGGACCAAGGAGAGAGAGAUCAUUUGAUCUUCUAAUUACAGCUUUUCUAGGCUCACAUUCAUGCACUACCUUUAGUACCCUUGUGGGCUGUGCUUGCCCAUUGGGCAACUGAGCUUUAGACCAUCUUCCUCUUCAAUUUUCCCUCUGUAGACCUGAGUGCCUCCCUCUGCUCCUAAAAAUUUAUAGAACUCCUCGGCUCUUCUGAAUCUCCACUUUUAUUAACCGUCAUUGGGAUUUUUAAGAUCCGUUUCUUCUCUCAUAAUCAUCUGCUUAAUGAAAAUUAGCCUAACAAAAGUUUGGAGACUGGAAUUCUACUUUGACUGAGGCACUGACUUGAAAUAACUCUUUUGGCAAAUUGCCUGACACCUUGUCUUACCAAGAUGGCAUAUCUACACUUUUACUGCUUUAAAUUAUUUUUUACCAUCUCGAUUUAAAUUUAUCACAUUGCUGGUAGGACUCACAGGCUUUUUAGAAGCUGGCUUUAAUGUUGAGUCUCAGCUAAAAUGCUGUUGGCAGCCUGGUCCUCCCACAUGAGGGUUUCACUUUGUUUAUUUGCCUCCAGUGAUUCCAAAAUGCAUAUUAAAUGAAAGGCCCAAGAACAUGUUUAUUUUAGUCACUUUUGCUUUUAAACAAUUUUGUUCUGUAAUCAGUGAGUCAUGAUGAAUUAUUUUUGACUAAUGAAUAGCUGAAGGUCAGGUUUUUAAUUCUAAUAGGUAAUGUUUUUCUUUUGUCUUAUUGAAACAAUGAGAAUACUCUGCAUUUCAAAUGCACUCAGAUUAUGCUGUGGUUUCAUUCAUGUAAGCACAAUAUGUGUUUUAUUUAUAGCUUCAUAACAAAUUUAAAGUAUAAUAUUUACUUUAGGAGGCAUGCAAAAGCUUAUUCUUGUGUAACUUUCUUUAAGCUAAUGAAUUGAAAAUAAAUAUGUAUCUUAAAAAUCUAUAAUAAAACAUUAGAAAUUAAAGAUAUGUGCUUUUUAUUUUGCAGAUGAGUUCAUUUGCUUUUGUAGAUGUGUUUUUAAAAGUUAGGUAUAGAGGAGUGUUUGCUACCUUUAUCCAUGAAAAAGAAAUAGUGUCAAGAAUUCUGUUGGAUUGUGUUUGUGUGUGCAUAUAUUUGAUAUCAUUAUUAUAUUUAUAAUCUUAGGACUUGUAAUCAUAGCCUGUUUAUUCUACUGUGCUAUUAAAUAUACUUUACCUUAUAUAUAAUGAAUUUAAUACCUAUAUGUAGAUUUAUUUA